CACUACUCACGGGCUCAUUAUAUGCACAGUGAUCAGAAUUCCUCACCUAUAUAGUAAUGCUUCGGAUGCCUUUAUGGAGCAUCAGUUAUACCAUUGAUGCUUUCUUAGAAGCUUCUUUCCACCUUCUCCAAAUUUGGCUCCCAUGGAUCUUGUAGUUUUCCUCCUUUUUGCAUCUCUGUUCUUUCAUCCAAUUUCACUCCUAGCUCAACCACCAAAUCCUGUCUCUCGGAUCACCGUAGUGGGUGUGGUUUACUGUGAUAUCUGCUCCAGCAACACUUUCUCUAGGCACAGCUACUUCAUGCCAGGUGCGGAUGUUCAAUUACAGUGCAAAUUCAGAGCAAACUCACCCAGAACCACGGAACAGAUCACAUUCUCAGUCAACAGAACCACAGAUAAACACGGAGUAUAUACGCUAGAAAUACCAACAAUCGAUGGGGUGAACUGCGUAGAAGGUCUGGCAGUAACAUCAUUGUGCCAGGCUAGCUUGAUAGGGAGCCCAUCUUCAGCCUGCAACGUCCCUGGUUUGAAGAUCUCGUCAAAUGUGAUAUCAGUCAAGUCUAAGCAAGAUAAUCUCUGCAUAUACAACUUGAAUGCACUGAGUUUCUGGCCAUCUAAGAAGAACACUACCUUAUGUGGAAAUCGGAAGGAAUUGCAGAACUCUUUGGACUCCUCAAAGUGCUUUCUUCCAUUUUUCCCACCAAGUGGAUUCCCUUGGCCCCCUUUACCUCAAUUUCCCUUCCCACCACUACCCCCCCUCCCUCCAUUGCCCUUUCCUCCACUACCACCUUUCUCCUCAUUGCCCUUCCCUCCACUUCCUCCUUUUCCAUCUUUUCCUUUCCCUCCAUUACCAUUUCCAAACCCACCAUCUUUGCCCUUUCCAUUCCCACGAUUCCCCCCUUUUCCACCUACUACAUCUCUUUUUUCCCCUCCGCCUCCACCUGCCUUUAAUCUAAGAGACCCAAGAACUUGGAUACCUCACAUCCCUACAUUCUCUCCACCUCCACCAAUAUUUAAUCUUGGGGACCCAAGAACUUGGAUACCAUAUGUCCCUCCAUCUUCUCCUACUAGCCCUCAAAACCAAAUUCCAUGAUUACAGUUUUACUUCUUUUUUUCGUCUAUGCCAAACAUAAUGUUUGAUUAUCAAUGUUGGAAGACAGAUGCAUAUAAAAAUUACAAUAUAUUUUGCAUAAUUAGAUCGUCAAAACAGAUACGAAUUUGUUCAUGUUA
This is a messenger RNA of Juglans regia (Persian walnut), 1227 nucleotides long. Its product is annotated as proline-rich protein 4-like. Lineage: Eukaryota; Viridiplantae; Streptophyta; Magnoliopsida; Fagales; Juglandaceae. The transcript is spliced from 2 exons. The coding region runs from base 143 to 1090 and encodes 315 amino acids. The record is from RefSeq and is a predicted model, not a curated record.